Molecule: messenger RNA, 1221 nt
Organism: Puntigrus tetrazona (Sumatra barb)
Lineage: Eukaryota; Metazoa; Chordata; Actinopteri; Cypriniformes; Cyprinidae
Product: stonustoxin subunit beta-like
Exons: 3
Coding region: 373-1023 (216 amino acids)
Molecular function (GO): protein binding
Source: RefSeq, a predicted model, not a curated record
CCGCUUCAAUGACUUGAGGGAAAUUAGCCGGGAUGAAUUAAUCUGACACCUUGCCGUUUUUUCUUCCUUGGAGGACUAGGCACCCUGUCUCAUGUAUUUUAAUAUUUGUUAUUUAAUAUAAAAAGAAUAUCUCACCUUCAUGAGCUUUAUGCAAUCUUAAGCCCAUAUCAUUUUUAGACUGUGACACCUGUAAAAUUGUUACUGUUUUUAAUUUAAGAAUAUUUUCCUAAGAAAUAAAAAUUGUGUAAAAUGUAAUUAUUAUUUUUUGUACAGUGCAGUAUUAUCAUCAAAUCUCUUCAGACUGAACAAUAGACUGUUUAACUGUUGUGAUUGUUUGCCCUUUCCUUCUACAGUCAGUGGUGCAGAUCCAUCAUGAAUGAAACGCAAACAUCUGGAGAUGAAGAUUUUAUUCCACAAUGCAGUGCUGAUCAUGGAGGAGAGUCCAGUAUUACAGCAGGAAUGAAAAAAUAUGCCUGUUUUCUAACACUGGAUCCAAACACAGCAAACAAUGAUCUCCGUCUGUCUGAGGACAACCGAGAGGUGACAUGUGUGUCUGAUUCUCAGCCAUACCGUGAUCAUCCAGACAGAUUUGAUGAUGUGUGUCAGGUUUUGUGUAGAGAGAGUCUGUGUGGACGCUGUUACUGGGAGACUGAGUGGAGUGGAGAAGUGUUGGUAUCAGUGUCAUAUAAGAGCAUCAGCAGGAAGGGACGGGGUGAAGAGUGUUGGUUUGGAGGUACUGAUCAGUCCUGGAGUUUGAUCUGCUCUCCUUUCAGAUACUCAUUCAGACACAAUGACACAUGGACCGAACUCUCAGUGAAGCCCAUCAUCAUCAGAAAAGGAACUGGAGACUAUGAUAAUGUCUAUAAAGUAGGAGUGUAUGUGGAUGAGAGCGAAGGAACUCUGUCCUUCUUCAGCAUCUCCAGAAACACAAUGAGACUCAUCCACACAGUCCAGACCACAUUCACUCAGACACUCUAUCCUGGGUUUAUGGCUUGGUUUGGAUCAUCUGUGAAAUUGUGUUGAUGAAUCAGAAGAGACUGAUGAGAUUCUACCCAUAAUUCUUUGAGCUGCAUGAUGAAUCAGUAACAGUGAGAUGUUAUGAGUCUCUUCAAGACAUUAAUACUGCAGCUCAACUUCUAUCACUCAAAUAACAGAAUAAACAUUUGUAUCAUUAUAAUUAAAAUGACCUUUCCAUUGAAAAGUUUCUUUUACAAACAUGAA